Molecule: messenger RNA, 1306 nt
Organism: Phytomonas sp. EM1
Lineage: Eukaryota; Euglenozoa; Kinetoplastea; Trypanosomatida; Trypanosomatidae
Source: the annotation of a GenBank genome assembly
CAAGUAUUUCUGUCAAAACUAGUUCAUCAUUUAAACUUUACCUCAACUGUGGUGUUUUCAGUCAUGAGCACAAAGUACACUGCACCGACAAGCAGACCUGCGGCCGCACCUGCUGCAGCUGAGAGCAACAAUAAUAAUAAUAUGUCCGAUAUUACAAAAGUAAAGCUUUGUUCUGGCCAUACACGUCCUGUCUGUCACAUAAAUUACAGUGAAAUCAUCAAUGGUACUUUUUGGUUUGUAACUUCAUGCCAUGAUGCAAAGCCUAUGCUUCGUAAUGGGCAAACUGGUGACUGGGUAGGGACGUUUGAGGGACACAAAGGUGCAGUGUUUUGUUCUGCAUUCAAUAAUCCUGCUACACGUCUAGUCACUGGUAGUGGUGAUUACUCCGCCAUGGUUUGGGAUGCAGUUAACGGGCAUAAGUUGCACUCCUGGAAUCAUCCUAAAUACAUCAAGUCUUGCGAUUGGAUGGAGAACAAAAUUGCCACUGGAUGCUUUGAUGGAGUAAUUCGUAUAUACGAUUCAAACAAGUACGAUGCGGAGCCGGUUUCUUUUGGAGAGCCGGAUGCUACUAAUGUCAAAGCUACUUAUUUCAUCGAUCCCAACACCAUGGUGACGUCGUGUGAAAACACUAUUCUAAAAUGGGAUUUACGUGAUGUCUCAGCUCCGUACUUACGCCUUGAGAUUCCUCGCCUAAACUUCCUGGAGUAUACCCAUCGCCACUCCAUAGUUGCUGCCCAUGAGAAGAGUAUCAGCUUUAUUGAUACCACCUCCCUGGAAAUCAAGAAUAGUUUCACCACUAGCGAAGGUGUGGAGUGUGCCUCACUUUCACCUAAUGGGCAAAAUGUAGCGGCAGGGUCUAAAUUGAAGGCAAAAGAGUUUACUAUUGAUGGAACAGAGUUAGAAUCUAAUCGUGGACACCACGGCCCAAUCUUUCAUAUACGCUGGGCCCCAGAUGGGAAUUCAUAUGCAACCGGCGCAGAGGAUGGAAUGGUGCGCGUUUGGCCAUCUCACGAGAUCAUCGAAAAGUAUGAGAGUGCUACUUAACGUUUGAAUUUCUAAAAUUCUCUCCUUUCUAUGUAUAAGGGGGACGGAAAAGAUGCAGACAAAAAAAUGAAAAUGAAAAUAGAGGCCAAAAAAGUCAAAUGCACCCACAUUCUCCUCAACUGUUGAAUCAGAUACUGUUUUGGAGAGUAAGCACUGGGGUCGAAAUAAGUGAGGGAAUAAUGAGGAUGAAAUGUCUGAAUGCUUCUCUCUAAAGCCUGGUGUUUUAGUAUUAACAAUAAUAUUAGUAAUUAGAAAAUUUUUA